AACUACACCCAAGCAAUUAGAGAGCUUGAACCCGAUGUAAUUGUUUUCCAUGUUAUCCAUGUCGGUUUUCAAUUAUUAUGGCUCUUUUAGGCAUCAAAGACGAAUUGCUGGAUUCAUCAACUGCAUCAUGGAAUGUUAACAAAAUAGGAGGGUUGUCUGACUGGAUACAUCCAGAUAGUAUAAAGCCAGUCUGUCCUUGCUGUAAAAGUCCUAUGCUUCUGAUUGUUCAGUUGAAUUGUCCUUUAGACGGUUCUCCGUAUCACAGGACCCUGUACUUGUUUACCUGUCCUAGAAGAGAAUGCUGGGGUAGAGAUGAAAGUUGGUGUGUCCUCAGAUCUCAAUUCUUGGACAGUAGCUACAAAAAACACUCACAACAAGCAAAAUUAGAGAAAAAGGUUGAUUUGUUUACCUGUGAAGAUGACUGGGGAGAUGAUGUUGAUGAUCCCACUGACGAUUUUACAAAGACAGAGGCUGGAAAACAGCAAUCAGCUCCAAAGUCAGGUGGCUAUAGCAGUAACAGUUGUUCCAGUUCAGAAUUUGACGAGAUAGCUAUAACAGAGGGUGCCCUAAGCAAUAAAUUUGAGGAACUGAGAUUUCAGGAUGAUGAGCAAGUGGAGGAGGAGCAGGAAGAGGUAAAAGAAGAUAUAUCUGUUGAUGAUUGUGAGAAGGAAGAUGAAGUUACUAAGGAUGAUCAAAUGGUGAUACCGGAUGAUUCUUUGCACAAUGCAUUCCAGCUAAUUGAGAAUGGCCAGGAGACCUGUAAUGACAUGGAUGAGGGCCCUGACCCAUCAUCAGAUAUACUCAUUUCUUAUUAUCUAAGUGUUGUAGAAGAACAUUCAGUCCCUGCAGAUGACAAUGGUUACCUUAAAAAGCUAUUAAAUGAAUAUCAACGGAAUGAAGGAGUGGAUCUAGAGGGCUUGCUUAGUUCUGAAUAUUUUUCAAGCAGUGAUAAAAAUGGAGGCCAAAGUGGGAAUGAAAAGUAUGAAAGAACAGAAAUAAAGCAUGGAGACAAGGUAUUUCACCGGUUCCGGAAACAAACGGCUGUGUGUCCUCAACAGUGUGUCAGGUAUCAUUGGAAUGGCAGUCCUCUAUUCAUCAAAGAACUGAGUCCUUCAGAGAGGUCUACUUAUACUAACAGAUCCUGUCGAAGUUGUGGCGGUGAUGUAGUGUUUGAACUACAGUUGAUGCCAGCCCUGGUCAACUUUCUUCAGACUUCAGAAAAAGCAGGGCCAGCUACAGAGUUUGGGACGGUGAUCGUGUUUACCUGUAAGAACAGUUGUUGGGAUGAUAAAUCCACAACUAAACAGGAACUAGUUCUUGUGCAGCCUGAUCCUGACCAUCAUCUAUUUAGAUAAAAGAUAAACUCUGGCGUUUUAAUGUAUCAUGAAGUUCUUGCUUUAAUGUUAAACGUUUUGUUACUGGAAUAUAAAUUUUAUUUGAUA
Magallana angulata is the source of this 1442-nucleotide messenger RNA. RefSeq names its product programmed cell death protein 2-like. The transcript has 6 exons. NCBI's taxonomy places the organism in Eukaryota, Metazoa, Mollusca, Bivalvia, Ostreida, Ostreidae. The coding region runs from base 78 to 1355 and encodes 425 amino acids. The record is from RefSeq and is a predicted model, not a curated record. Gene Ontology annotation, cellular component: cytoplasm.